Molecule: messenger RNA, 1954 nt
Organism: Oryza sativa Japonica Group (Japanese rice)
Lineage: Eukaryota; Viridiplantae; Streptophyta; Magnoliopsida; Poales; Poaceae
Product: proline--tRNA ligase, chloroplastic/mitochondrial
Biological process (GO): prolyl-tRNA aminoacylation
Cellular component (GO): chloroplast stroma; aminoacyl-tRNA synthetase multienzyme complex; mitochondrion
Molecular function (GO): ATP binding; proline-tRNA ligase activity
Source: RefSeq, a predicted model, not a curated record
CAAUCCAGCCAGUCGUCUCUUCUCCCCUCGGAUGGCGUCGCUGCUGCGCCUCCCCUCGCUGCUCAAGCCGUCGGCGGCGGCGGCUAGGCCGUCGGCGCUGCUCCGCCGCCGGUGCCGCGCCGGGACGGCGGCGAGCGUGUCCGCCUCGCGGAGCCAAGCCGCGGCGGCGACCACGGGGGCGGCGGCGCCCGCGCCGCCUGAGACCCGCGGCGGGGGGGACAGGGAGGGGCAGGUGACGCCGCGGUCGGUGGACUUCAACGCGUGGUACACCGAUGUGAUCGCCGCCGCCGAGCUCGCGGACUACGGGCCCGUGCGGGGCACCAUGGUCAUCCGCCCCUACGGCUACGCCAUCUGGGAGGCCAUCCAGGAUUAUUUGAAUGUGAAGUUCAAGGAAACAGGGCACAGCAACAUGUACUUCCCUCAGUUCAUACCAUACUCAUUUAUAGAGAAGGAGGCCAGCCAUGUUGAAGGUUUUAGUCCAGAGCUUGCAUUAGUUACCAUUGGAGGAGGAAAGGAACUAGAGGAAAAGCUUGUGGUAAGACCAACUAGUGAGACCAUCGUAAACCACAUGUUCACCAAAUGGAUACAGAGCUACCGCGAUCUUCCUCUCAUGAUUAACCAGUGGGCUAAUGUCACAAGAUGGGAAAUGAGGACUAAGCCAUUCAUCAGAACUCUUGAAUUUCUAUGGCAAGAAGGUCAUACAGCUCAUGCCACCCUUGAAGAGGCAGAAAAGGAGGCAAUGCAAAUGAUUGAUGUAUAUACAAAAUUUGCAUACGAGCAAGCUGCAAUCCCUGUUAUUCCGGGUCGAAAAUCAAGAGUGGAAACGUUUGCUGGUGCUAAUCGGACCUACACUAUAGAAGCUAUGAUGGGUGACAGGAAGGCUUUACAGGCUGGAACCAGCCACAACCUUGGACAGAACUUCUCCCGUGCCUUUGGAACACAGUUUAUGGAUGAAAAUAGCCAAAUCGAACAUGUUUGGCAGACUUCUUGGGCUAUUAGCACUCGGUUUGUUGGUGGGAUCAUCAUGACCCAUGGUGAUGAUGCUGGCUUAAUGCUUCCGCCAAAUAUUGCACCCAUCCAGGUGGUAAUAGUGCCUAUAUGGAAAAAGGGAGAUGAAAAGAGUGCUGUUAUGGAAGCUGUGUCUUCAGUUCAAAACACACUCAAAGAAGCAGGAAUUAGAGUCAAAGUGGAUGACUCGGAGUUGCGGACACCAGGAUGGAAGUUCAAUUUUUACGAGAUGAAGGGAGUUCCUAUAAGACUAGAAAUUGGUCCCCGUGAUGUCACAAACAAAAGUGUUGUUAUUUCUAGGCGAGAUAUCCCUGGAAAACAAGGAAAGGAGUUUGGAGUGUCUAUGGAUCCAUCAAUACUGGUGGACCAUAUAAAAGGUCGUCUAGUGGAAAUCCAAGCAUCCCUUCUACAGAAGGCCAUUGCAUUCCGUGAUAGUAACAUAGUUGAUGUAAGCUCAUAUGGAGAACUGAAGGAGGCCAUUGCCGAGGGUAAAUGGGCGAGAGGGCCAUGGUCAGCUAGCGAUGCUGAUGAGCUGAAGGUGAAAGAAGAGACCAGCGCCACCAUCAGAUGCUUCCCGUUCGAGCAGCCAGAGGGCGCUAAGAAAUGCUUCAUGACUGGCAAUCCAGCCGAGGAAGUUGCAAUUUUUGCGAAGUCGUAUUAGUUCAUGCUUUCUCUAAUAGUCUGGUUCCAAGGAUCAAAGCAUUUUUUUUCCAGCUAUAUUUUCUCCAUUUUCCCAGAUUCUCUGGGAUCUUUUCUGAUCAUAAAUUACCCAUUGAAUGCUUGUGCUUCUGAUAUUUCUAGUGUAAAUUAGCGAUCGAGUAGUUAAAUCUCUGUCCUGCUUGUCGUAUUAGGACAAAACUCACAACACGGUGCAAUUGUAUAAUCAAAGUUCUCUUACUGAAGUUCACAGCUCUUAUUUCUAGUGUAAGUCUGUUAUCGUCCAAAA